This is a messenger RNA of Priapulus caudatus, 2154 nucleotides long. Its product is annotated as rho GTPase-activating protein 32-like. Gene Ontology annotation, molecular function: protein binding; phosphatidylinositol binding; GTPase activator activity. Gene Ontology annotation, biological process: small GTPase-mediated signal transduction. Lineage: Eukaryota; Metazoa; Priapulida; Priapulimorpha; Priapulimorphida; Priapulidae. The transcript has 17 exons. The annotation marks the transcript as partial. The record is from RefSeq and is a predicted model, not a curated record.
AAAAUGUAUUCAGUCAUCAGUCAGCACGAGCUAGCUGUUCACAAACCGACGAUAAAAGAAUACACAGACUGCACGCAGACACGGUCUGAGCAAAGCCCAGCUAGCGGCCCUAGGGCCCCUAGAAUGGCUGGGAGUGAGCCACCAGAGGGUAGCACAAGUAACAGGAACAGUUAUGCCAAUCGGCGUGCGUCAGGAACAUCCUUGAGGUCUCUGCAAGAAAUACACAAGAGCCAGUGCUACUCAAAGUCGGGUGAGAUUACGCCGAGUUCGAAGGAUGGCUCGGCACUCAAGAUCAAGCACAUUGUACCGUUGUUAGAUGGAAGUUCUCGCUUUCCAAAACUGGACGAGUGUGCACAUUUUCACUAUGAUCAUAUCGAGAUCAGCCGAAUUUCGGCAUGCAUGUUCGACACCCCGCACAGUCACACGGCAAUAUCGGGUGCUGGGGAAGAGGAUAGAGUGUUCUAUGUGCAAAUCACUUGCAACAACAAGUCCUGGAUAGUGCGCAGAACCUACGAAAACUUCCGCAUGCUUGACAAGCAGCUUCAUAGGUGUGUUUAUGAUAGAAAGUAUAGCCAACUCACAGAACUUCCAAAGGGAGAGGUUUUGUCAGAGGAACCAAGAGAGAGUAUGAAGCACAUGUUGUCCAAUUACUUGGCUCGAUUCACCAGUAUUGCGGGCAGCCUCAUCAGCUGUGGACCCAUUCUAAACUGGCUAGAGCUCGACAACCGUGGAAAUCGGCUGCUAGUGACAGAUGAAUCUUCUGCCAUCAACACACCGGCGAUAGCUGCAGCACACGUUGUGAAGAGGUACACUGCCCAGGCUGCCGAUGAAAUCUCUUUUGAGGUUGGAGACAUAAUCUCUGUGAUUGACAUGCCUUCCACAGAGGAAUCUGGCUGGUGGCGAGGAAAGCGGGGCUUUGAGGUGGGCUUCUUCCCUCGUGAGUGCGUCGAGCUGAUCGGCGACAAGGCGCAGGUGCCGCACCUGAUGCGCGUCGGCGCGACGCCGUCGCCCGACGGAGCCGACGCCGGCGCCGCCGAGCGGCCGGUGAACCGCAACGGCAAGCUGAUGUCGUUCCUGCGCUCGUUCCUGACGUCUCGGCCUUCGCGGCGCAAGCUCAAGCAGAGCGGCAUCCUCAAGGAGCGCGUGUUCGGCUGUGACCUCGGCGAGCACCUGCUCAACAAUGGCCUCGAGCUUCCAAUGGUACUAAAAUGCUGUGGAUCGACGAUUGAAAAACAUGGUAUCGUCGAUGGUAUCUAUAGACUCUCUGGUGUGUCCUCAAACAUACAGAAAUUAAGGCACACGUUCGACGAGGACCGCAUCCCGGACAUGGAGGACGACUUGAUUCUGCAGGACAUCCACUGCGUCGCGUCGCUGCUGAAGAUGUACUUCCGAGAGCUGCCGAACCCACUGCUCACCUACCAGCUCUAUGACAGCUUCGUGCGAGCGGUGCAGGACGAGGACAACAGGCUGAUGCGCAUCUUCGACGUGGUGCAGAAGCUGCCGCCACCGCACUACAGGACGCUGAAGUACCUCAUCCGACACCUGGCCAAGGUCGCGUCGCACGGAUCCGAGACGGGCAUGCACUGCAAGAACAUCGCGAUCGUCUGGGCUCCCAACCUGCUCAGGUCAAAAGAGCUGGAGAGUGGGGCGGCAGCAGCGAGGCUACACAGUGUUGGCAUACAAGCAGUCGUCACUGAGUUUCUCAUCCAAUACUGUGAUGUGAUCUUUAAUGACAAGAUGCCGUCAUUCCACAGCAACGGCACACCGGGUCCUCCCAAACGCGCUCGACCGAAGUCACUGGCCAUCUCCACGCCAGCGAAGCUGCUGUCACUAGAGGAAGCUCGCUCCAGGGCCCUUGGGCUGCCUGUCAACUUCGCUUUGCUUCCUGCACACCAGAGCUACAUCGAGGUCGGUGGAGGUCCUACGGCCCUGCCCGACCAGUUUCACACAGUCAUCGAAUUCCCAGGGAAGAAGGGCAAGAAGGCGAAGACUCCCCUCGGCUGGAAGGCGUUCUUCACGAUGCGGCGCACACCCGCCUCGCACAAGGACAAGUCGUCGCGGGGCAGCAAGUCGGAGACGCCCGAGCUGCGCGCUCCUCUCGCCGUCGCCGGCCUGCUGGAGACGCCGACGCGGCGCAAGAAGCUGCGCACGGUG